Ipomoea triloba (trilobed morning glory) is the source of this 606-nucleotide messenger RNA. RefSeq lists its product as uncharacterized. The coding region runs from base 1 to 606 and encodes 201 amino acids. NCBI's taxonomy places the organism in Eukaryota, Viridiplantae, Streptophyta, Magnoliopsida, Solanales, Convolvulaceae. The transcript has a single exon. The record is from RefSeq and is a predicted model, not a curated record. Gene Ontology annotation, molecular function: catalytic activity.
AUGAGCUUUGUUCUUGUUUUUGUUGUGUGUGCUUCGUCGUUUUUCUCUUGUCGUGUUUUUCUCAUGAAGAUAAUAAGCUGGAAUUGCCAAGGGGCUGCGUCUAGUGGUUUUAGACGAGCUCUCCUUUUGUUGAUUCAAAAAACCAAAGCUGAUUUGGUGUGCCUUUUAGAACCACGAAUCUCUGGCACUGCUGCGGAUAAGGCAUGCAAAGCAUUCGGGUUCGACAAUUGGAUUAGAGUGGAGGCCGUAGGCUUUAGCGGAGGUAUUUGGCUCAUGUGGAGAAGCAAUACUACAGUGGAAAUCAUAGCAACCAAUCCACAAUUUGUGUUAACAAGAGUGAGCAGGGGGGAGAAAAAACUUGGGCUGAUCUCUUUUGUUUACGGCAGCCCGGCAAACUAUCUGAGGAAGAAACUUUGGGAGACUCUCUCCGGGGAUAAUUUCCCCCUCAACGAUGAAUGGCUAACGAUGGGCGACUACAAUGCCGUCACUUGCAUGGAAGACGUCAGCAAUCCGAACAAUUUUCAGAAUCAUAGGUGUGCAGGUAUGAGGCAAUGGGUAUUCAAAGAAGGUUUAAUUGAUCUUGGUUUCUUUGGUGCCAGGUGUUAG